Eruca vesicaria subsp. sativa (arugula) is the source of this 1825-nucleotide messenger RNA. NCBI's taxonomy places the organism in Eukaryota, Viridiplantae, Streptophyta, Magnoliopsida, Brassicales, Brassicaceae. The record is from the annotation of a GenBank genome assembly.
GAGAGAGAGUUCGCGUGCUCUAAAUCCAGGAUUCUUUUCCUCUGUUCCGCGACGGUUCACCUAACUAUCCAAUUGAAUGGGAAACUCGUUUGGAUGUUCAGCGUCUGGUGAGAGAUUGGUAUCGGCGGCGAGAGAUGGUGAUUACGUGGAGGCGAAGAUGCUGCUCGAUUGCAAUCCUUGUCUCGCAAAGUACUCUACUUUCGGUGGUCUCAAUUCUCCUUUGCAUUUCGCAGCCGCUAAAGGCCAUAACGAGAUCGUUGGGUUGUUGCUGGAGAACGGAGCUGAUGUGAAUUCCAGAAACUAUUGCGGCCAGACAGCAUUGAUGCAAGCAUGUAGAUACGGACAUUGGGAAGUUGUGCAAACUCUUCUGCUCUUUCGUUGCAAUGUUACAAGAGCUGAUUAUUUAGCUGGAAGAACAGCGCUUCAUUUCGCUGCUGUGAAUGGUCACGUCAGGUGUAUUAGACUCGUCUUGGCUGACUUUGUACCUAGUCAGAAACUUAACCCUCUUCCUCAGACUGGUGUAAUCACGCCGAGGAACAAAUCUGAGCAAAGUGCAUUGUCUAAGUUUGUGAACAAGGCGGCUGACGGUGGAAUCACAGCUCUUCACAUGGCUGCCUUAAACGGAUUAUUUGAUUGUGUUCAGCUUUUGCUUGACCUUGAAGCUAAUGUUUCCGCCGCGACAUUUCAUUAUGGAACAACAAUGGAUAUGAUUGGAGCAGGAAGCACACCGUUGCACUAUGCCGCUUGUGGUGGGAAUCUAAAAUGUUGUCAGAUUCUCCUUGCAAGAGGUGCAAGCAAAAUGACAUUGAACUGCAAUGGGUGGCUACCAAUUGACAUAGCACGUAUGUGGAGUCGCCAUUGGUUAGAACCGUUUCUUUCACCAGACUCUGAUGUCGUCAUUCCAGGGUUCCCUCAUUCCAACUACUUAUCAUUACCUCUUUUGAGUAUACUCAACAUCGCAAGAGAGUUCGGAUUGCAGUCAGCAACCAUCACAGAUGAGGUUGAUAUCUGUGCGGUUUGCCUGGAAAGAACAUGCACUGUUGCUGCUGAAGGUUGUGAGCAUCAGCUAUGUGUCAGAUGCGCGUUAUAUCUUUGCUCAUCAAGGAACGUUCCCUCUGUGACAGUUGAUCCGCCCGGUUCAAUUCCUUGUCCUCUUUGCAGACACGGCAUAGUCUCUUUUAAACGUCUCCCAAGCUCCAUGACAAGAGAAAUGAAGUUACCUAUGUCACUUGGGUUAUGUGCGCCGUGUAUGCUUCACACAAGUGACGCAACAGAUCAAUCAUCACCAACAACAGAGCAGCCACAGCGUAGUUGCAAGACUCGGACACCCUCGGUUUCAUCUGAUAUGUUCUGUCCUGUAACAUGUAGUCCAUUCCCUUCAGUCAACAUUCCAAUGUGCACAUGCAAUGAUGGAACGUGUCCAAACUUUGAGACACAUGGAACAGAGAGAAAUGGCGAAGAACAUGACGAAUCUUCUCCUCCUCGGGCAAUGACCGAGCAGGAGAAGAUAGGAGAAGGGCAAAGACUUGGGAAGACAACAACUUGCUCAAGCAUGUUCUGGGGGAGAAGAAGCUGUAGCAGAGAGAACCAAUGCAACUCUGAGAUCAAUGCCUGAUCACAUUGUACAGUGUGAGAGAGAGGGAGAGAAUAAAUGUCUCCCACAGUCUUGUUUGUUUCGACUUUUGAGAGGCUUCAGAUAUAAAUCUAUGGUGGGAGAUUUGUAAAUUAUCAUUAUUAAUGAUGGGGACAUUUUCUUUCCCAGCUUUAUUGUAAUACUAUAUUUGUAGAUUGAUUUAUUGUUCAAUCAUAUCUUAGAUUAGUAUCA